CUGUCCUCAACUCACACAUAUUCUUCUCCACCGCUAACGCUUUUGCUACUGCUACUGCUACUGCUACCACCCAAUAUUCAGAUACUGAGAAAAUGGCCACUAACACAUUGAUGAGCUGUGGCAUUGCCACUGCUUUCCCUUCUCUUCUUUCUUCUUCCAAGUCCAAAUUUGCUUCUUCUGUUCCUCUUCCUUGUGUUAAUGGCUCAUCUUCACGUAUCACCAUGUCUGCUGAUUGGAUGCCUGGCCAGCCCCGCCCGCCUUAUCUUGAUGGCUCAGCUCCUGGUGACUUUGGAUUCGACCCUCUUCGGCUAGGUGAGGUUCCAGAGAAUCUUGAAAGAUUUAAGGAGUCUGAACUCAUUCACUGCAGAUGGGCUAUGCUCGCUGUGCCUGGAAUCCUAGUACCAGAGGCCUUGGGUUUGGGCAACUGGGUGAAGGCACAAGAGUGGGCUGCAAUUCCAGGUGGUCAAGCAACUUACUUAGGCCAACCAGUUCCGUGGGGAACCCUUCCUACAAUUUUGGUGAUUGAGUUCUUAGCCAUUGCCUUUGUUGAGCACCAACGGAGCAUGGAGAAAGACCCUGAGAAGAAGAAGUACCCAGGUGGUGCUUUUGAUCCCUUGGGUUACUCCAAGGACCCUGCUAAGUUCCACGAAUACAAGGUCAAGGAAAUCAAGAAUGGUCGGCUAGCACUGUUAGCAUUUGUUGGGAUCUGUGUGCAACAAUCAGCAUACCCAGGCACUGGACCAUUGGAGAACUUGGCAACUCACUUGGCUGACCCAUGGCACAACAACAUUGGGGAUAUAAUCAUCCCCACAUCGUUUUCACCUUGAAGAAAUUUUUUUGUACCCGUUGUAAAAUCCUUUGUAACAAUCUUUGUAAUGAAACAGAAUUACCAUAUGUUUGGUCCGUGUAGAAUGAGAAAGUAUCUUAUGUUUUGUA
Molecule: messenger RNA, 936 nt
Organism: Ricinus communis (castor bean)
Lineage: Eukaryota; Viridiplantae; Streptophyta; Magnoliopsida; Malpighiales; Euphorbiaceae
Product: chlorophyll a-b binding protein 6, chloroplastic
Exons: 4
Coding region: 93-827 (244 amino acids)
Biological process (GO): response to light stimulus; photosynthesis, light harvesting in photosystem I
Cellular component (GO): membrane
Source: RefSeq, a predicted model, not a curated record